GUGACUCUGGAUCCUGAUACGGCUCAUCGUCACCUCAUCCUGUCUGAGGAUGGAAAACAGGUGAAACAUGGAGAUGUGAUGAAUAAUCUUCCAGACAAGCCAGAGAGAUUUGAUCAGUGUCCAUGUGUUUUAGGACAGCAGAGUUUCUCUUCAGGCAGAUUUUACUUUGAGGUUCAGGUUAAAGGAAAGACUGACUGGGAUUUAGGAGUGGCCAGAGAAUCCAUCAGCAGGAAGGGAGAGAUCGCACUGAGUCCUCAGAACGGUUUCUGGACUGUUUGGUUGAGAAAUGGAAAUGAGUAUGAAGCUCUUGAUGGCCCUGAUGUCCACCUCCAUCUCCAUCUCCAUCCUGGUCCUCAGAAGGUCGGGGUGUUUGUGGAUUAUGAGGAGGGUCUGGUCUCCUUCUAUGAUGUAGAUGCUGCAGCUCUGAUCUACUCCUUUACUGGCUGCAGCUUCAAGGAGAAACUCUACCCAUUCUUCAGUCCUAGCCUUAAUGCUGGAGGUAAAAACUCUGCUCCUCUGAUCAUCUGUCCUGUUAACCAGGCUGAUUGUUCCUCUGAUGAAUCUGAGUGACUCUGCAGGUGAAGUCCAGCUGCUGGCGAGCAGAGCUUGGAAACGACCUCAGCAGGAAGUCAGUUAUUUUAUUCUUCAUUUUCAGCUUCUGAUUAGUUAUAAAGUCAAAUCAAAUUGUUUUACUUCAGAGUUUAUUUCACUUCUCCACUGAUUGUUUCUUUUUUCUUGUUUUAUUGAUGAUCAGUUUUAAACCUUCAUUAAUGUUUCAACCUGUUCAUCAAAUUAAAACUGAUAUCUAAUAACAUUUAAAACAUUUUCCCUCAUUAGUUCUGCUUCAUUGUUUUAUGUGAACUUUAAUCAGGAGUGGAAAUGUAACAUGUGAUGGUUGAUGAAUAGAAAUGUUAAAUUGU
This is a messenger RNA of Poecilia latipinna (sailfin molly), 920 nucleotides long. Its product is annotated as E3 ubiquitin-protein ligase TRIM21-like. The annotation marks the transcript as partial. Gene Ontology annotation, molecular function: protein binding. The record is from RefSeq and is a predicted model, not a curated record. Lineage: Eukaryota; Metazoa; Chordata; Actinopteri; Cyprinodontiformes; Poeciliidae. The transcript has a single exon.